Molecule: messenger RNA, 2107 nt
Organism: Terrapene triunguis (Three-toed box turtle)
Lineage: Eukaryota; Metazoa; Chordata; Testudines; Emydidae
Gene: KCNA4
Product: potassium voltage-gated channel subfamily A member 4
Exons: 1
Coding region: 113-2107 (664 amino acids)
Biological process (GO): potassium ion transmembrane transport; protein homooligomerization
Cellular component (GO): membrane; voltage-gated potassium channel complex
Molecular function (GO): delayed rectifier potassium channel activity; protein binding; potassium ion binding
Source: RefSeq, a predicted model, not a curated record
CCAAGAAACUGUCCUCCAAAUGCAAAUGGCUUUGAACUUCCCCUCAUAGAAGUCAAGGUGUGACUACAGAUAUCCCAGACUAUUUUGUAUUAAACAAAUAAACAAUUACAAAAUGGAGGUUGCAAUGGUGAGUGCAGAUAGCUCUGGCUGCAACAGCCACAUGCCCUAUGGAUAUGCCGUCCAGGCUCGGGCUCGGGAGAGAGAACGACUGGCACACUCGAGGGCAGCGGCAGCUGCGGCUGUGGCAGCGGCAACGGCGGCAGUAGAAGGUGGGGCCUCAUUAGGAGGUGGAUCCUAUCACCACUACCACCAGGUACAGAGUGGGGGGGCUUCCUCUUCUCACAAUGGGAAUGGAUCACACAGCAGUUUGCUUCAGCGUCAGAACAGUAGAAGGAGGAAACGAGGAAGAAAGAGGAGCCACUAUCUGGGUAGCAGGGAUUGUGGGGCAUCCUUCCCGUGUUCUGAGCUGCUGCCUCUCAGUGGCUCUGAAGAGAAGAUACUGAAGGACUUGAGUGAGGAGGAAGAGGAGGAUGAGGGGGAGGAUGAAGAGGAUGAGGAGGAAGGAAAGUUCUUCUACAGUGAUGAGGAUGAUGUGGAUGAGUUUUCAUAUUUGGACCAACCACCUGAUGAUGGUGGUGGUGGCGGCCCUGGGGGCUACAGCACAGUACGCUAUAGCGAGUAUGAGUGCUGCGAACGGGUAGUGAUCAAUGUGUCAGGACUGCGGUUUGAGACUCAGCUGAAGACCUUGGCUCAGUUCCCCGAGACAUUGCUGGGUGAUCCGGCGAAGCGGGGCAGGUACUUCGACCCACUCAGGAAUGAGUACUUCUUCGAUAGGAACCGGCCCAGCUUUGAUGCCAUCCUGUACUACUACCAGUCUGGGGGCCGUCUGAAGAGGCCAGUCAACGUGCCCUUUGAUAUCUUCACUGAGGAAGUGAAAUUCUAUCAGCUUGGGGAGGAGGCCAUGCUUAAGUUCAGGGAGGAUGAAGGGUUCGUCAAAGAGGAAGAGGAUAAGGCUUUGCCCGACAAUGAGUUCAAGAAGCAGAUCUGGCUGCUGUUUGAGUACCCAGAGAGUUCCAGUGCAGCCAGGGGCAUUGCCAUUGUCUCUGUCUUGGUCAUCUUGAUCUCCAUCGUCAUCUUCUGUCUGGAGACUUUGCCAGAAUUCAGAGACAACAAGGAGCUCAUAUUGUCCCUGGGCUUGGGGAAGGGGCUUUUCAAUGAGACUCUGCACCUGGAUGGUGGGGGGCACACUAUCUUCAAUGACCCAUUUUUCAUUGUGGAGACAGUCUGCAUCAUCUGGUUCUCCUUUGAGUUUACAGUGAGAUGGUUUGCCUGCCCCAGCAAAGCGGUCUUCAUCAAGAACAUCAUGAACAUCAUAGACAUUGUCUCCAUCUUGCCUUACUUCAUCACCCUGGGCACUGAGCUGGCCCAGCAGCAGGGCAGUAAUGGUCAACAGGCCAUGUCUUUUGCUAUCCUGAGGAUCAUCCGUCUGGUCAGGGUGUUUCGCAUCUUCAAGCUCUCCAGACACUCUAAGGGUUUGCAGAUCCUAGGUCAUACGCUCAGAGCCAGCAUGAGGGAGCUGGGGCUCCUCAUCUUCUUUCUUUUUAUUGGAGUCAUUUUGUUUUCCAGUGCUGUUUACUUUGCAGAAGCUGAUGAACCUUCCACUCAUUUUCAAAGCAUCCCAGAUGCCUUUUGGUGGGCUGUAGUGACCAUGACCACAGUUGGUUAUGGGGACAUGAAACCCAUAACUGUGGGUGGGAAAAUAGUCGGGUCCCUGUGUGCCAUCGCGGGUGUGUUAACCAUUGCUUUACCAGUGCCAGUGAUUGUCUCCAAUUUUAACUAUUUCUAUCACAGAGAGACUGAGAAUGAAGAACAAACACAACUGACGCAAAAUGCAGUCAGUUGUCCAUACCUCCCAACAAAUUUACUGAAGAAAUUUAGAAGCUCAUCAUCUUCUUCCACAGAGGGUAAAUCAGAGUAUUUGGAGAUGGAAGAAGGAGUUAAAGAGUCUCUUUGUGUAAAGGAAAAAAAAUGUCAGGACACAGGGAAUGACAGUGAGACAGAGAAGAAAAACUGUGUAAAUUCAAAAUCUGUGGAAACUGAUGUGUAA